ACCCUUGUUGUUUUGGUCGUGGUCCGUGAAAGUGCGAAGAUUUUGUACUUUUUCAGAACUUUAUAAUAAGGAGUGGAUUGAAAUAUUGUAGAACCGUAUUUUGUGAAAAACAUCCCCUCAAAAUGAUGCCAUCCUCGUUGGUCGAAUUCUACGGAAAACAUUCAAACUAUGCGUGUGGUUAUUGUUCUCAGAAAAGCUCUUGCCACUCAGACGGAAUGUGGGCGCACAGACUGAGCUGUGAGGAUUACCAGGAUUUGAUUGACCGGGGUUGGCGACGCUCCGGCUGUUACUGCUACAAACCGAUCAUGAACGUUACGUGCUGCCCAGCGUACACGAUCAAGUGUAAUGCACUAAAUUUCCAAAUGAACAAGUCACACAAAAAAGUAAUCAAGCGGCUGAACAAGUUCCUCCGGGAUGGCCUCAAAGAGGAGCACGAAAAUCAAGCCGUUCAAAGCACGGAAGGAAGCCUAGAUACGACUGAACACGAUCGAGGAGACUCGGAAAUAGUGGAAGCACCUCGAGCACCAUCAAAGCAACCAGAUCUUCAAUGCUUCCAAGAGGCAUCUGUGGCGCAGCGAGCGCAGGACGCUAGCUCCUUCGCGGAUCAGCCAGAUGGUCUUUGUUCGAGUAAACCCAAAAGUGGCAGCACUUCAAAUGUCUCGAAUCACUCGAGCGGUUCGGGUGUCACCAAUCCACCAAAGAAAGCAAAACUUUUGCGCAUAGAGCGUAAGCGGGAGAAACUACAAAAGAAAGGUGUUUCCGGCGAUGAGUUGGAACGCCUGAUGAAGGAAUCCAAAGGCCAAAAUGUGGCGAAAUCGUUGGAGGAUUUUCUAUCUGAAGCCCCACGAGACGAUGAACCAGCAGCACAUCGUUUAAAGAUUGAGACUAUUUCCACUUCGGGCAAAAAGUUUCAAGAGAACCUAGCCACUUCCUUCGCUCUGUUUGCUAAAUAUCAGACUGCUAUACACAAUGAUCGCCCUGGUUCGAUAUCCGACUAUCUGGAGUUUUUGGUGAACUCACCUCUCAAGACCGGUGGCGUAAUGGGUUCCUUUCACCAGCAGUACUGGCUCGACGAUCGUCUUAUUGCGGUUGGUGUAAUCGAUGUUUUGCCGUACUGCGUCAGCGCCGUCUACUUUUUCUACGAUCCUGAGUUCCACUUCCUUUCUCUUGGAACCUACGCUUCGAUGAGAGAAGUGGCAUUCGCCCGUACGUUAAACCGGCAACUUCCGUCUCUAACGAACUACUAUAUGGGAUUCUACAUUCAUUCGUGUCCUAAAAUGCGCUAUAAGGGCAAUCUGCAUCCUUCAUACCUGUUAUGCCCAGAAGUGUAUUCGUGGCACAGUUUGGAUGCUACGGUCAAAUCGAAGCUAGAUGCCAGUAAGUACAGUCGACUCAACAAUGAUCCUAAGGCACAGGACACAAACAAGCCGACCGAGCAAGAUCUGUCCGAUGUAAUAUUGCUGCAAAAUCGCAAAUGCUUACGGUACUCACAAUGUUUGCAGGCAAAUGGGCCGAUAGUGGAAGUAGAAGCCUACGCCCGUUUGGUGGGUAAGCAGUGCGCCAAACGAAUGCUUCUGGUUGUCGCUUAGCAUACAUCAGGUUGUAAAUGAGGAACGGCAUUGCAGCUUUGUGGAAGCACGUGAUGAGGGAUUCGUGUCUAAGAACUAGCGAGUAAAUGUGUUGUUUUGUAUUCUUUUCGAUGAUAUCCUUUGAACUUGCCUAAUCUAAAAAAGGAGGAGCUUAAACCGUAUCGAUCCUUACUGUUUAUUCUGCUUAAUCUUUCUUAAUACACACAUAUUGUUACACUGAGAUGUUCAUGACUGAAAUAAAAAAGUAAU
This is a messenger RNA of Anopheles darlingi, 1838 nucleotides long. It is a transcript of the gene Ate1, whose product is annotated as arginyl-tRNA--protein transferase 1. Gene Ontology annotation, biological process: protein arginylation. Gene Ontology annotation, molecular function: arginyl-tRNA--protein transferase activity. The record is from RefSeq and is a predicted model, not a curated record. Bases 123 to 1589 code for a protein of 488 amino acids. The transcript has 6 exons. Gene Ontology annotation, cellular component: cytoplasm. NCBI's taxonomy places the organism in Eukaryota, Metazoa, Arthropoda, Insecta, Diptera, Culicidae.